Molecule: messenger RNA, 704 nt
Organism: Cuscuta campestris
Lineage: Eukaryota; Viridiplantae; Streptophyta; Magnoliopsida; Solanales; Convolvulaceae
Source: the annotation of a GenBank genome assembly
AGGGGAAUCGAAGACGAGAGAGCGUGGAUCACCCAAAUAAUUAUCAAACCCUAAUAUAGGCGCCGGUUGGGAAGCAGAGAGAGGAGAGCGGGAGCCAUGACCGGGAAGGCAAAGCCGAAGAAGCAUACGGCGAAGGAGAUAGCGGCGAAGGAGGACGCGGCGACGACCAAUCGCGGCGGGGGGCUGGCUGGGAAGGCCGAUCGGACGGGGGAGGUCAAGGGUGGGCAUGCCAAGUUUGCGUGCCCGCUCUGCAAGGUCACUGCCCCCAGCAUCAAAACCAUGGAGAUCCACCAUGAGUCCAGGCACCCUACUAUCACAUUCGAUGGAUCAAAGGUCACAAAUCUCCACGCCCUUCUCGGCGACACUUCCAAGCCCAAACCUGGCGUCCGUGGCAGUCUUAAGAAGUGAAUGAAAAAGCUUCUCGCCCGUUUAAUUGUUUUGCUUUUACUGCUUCUUCGUGAUGAUCCAAUCUGUACCACCAUCUAUUGUCUACAAGAUCAUGAUUAUAAUUAAUCGUGAACCUGAUUCUGCUUGUGUUGUAACUGGUUAUGAAUUACUGUUUCUGGCAGUUAGUCACUCGUUCUGAAAUAACCAUUCCUCCUGUCUUUGUUAUUUUGAUUGUUAUGAAUAUAUUAUCAAGUGUUUGAGUGCAUCCCUGAAAUUCGCAAUCUUAUCUUUACCAUCAAUGAAGUAUUUUUUCUUGU